Molecule: messenger RNA, 568 nt
Organism: Ilyonectria robusta
Lineage: Eukaryota; Fungi; Ascomycota; Sordariomycetes; Hypocreales; Nectriaceae
Exons: 3
Coding region: 83-439 (118 amino acids)
Source: RefSeq, a predicted model, not a curated record
GCACCAGCCAUUGCCCAUAUUUAAGGGGUCUCUGUUCUUCGCCAUUCAGAUUUUGCAAUAUCGUCCUCGCUUGAACUCUUAAAUGCACUCCCUAGUAAUUUUGCCACUUGCAUGGAUCAGCCUUGCCGCUGCCAACAGCUUGAAAUCCAGUGGAUAUUCAGUCCCAACGGCCAAUGAAACGCCCCGGGGACGAUCAGAGUGCACCCCCAUCAUAAAUAGGCGCGAAGUUACUGCUACUAUGAAGACUGUGUCUACUAUCUCCAUCGCGAGUUCGACUGAUACUGGGUUGGAGAUUAUGGGAAUUGAGGAGAUGAAAGAUGCUCUUUCAGCCGCAUUUGAAGCACUCCGGCACCCAGUGACAAGUGUACCAGGUGAUGAAAGGCGCGAGCUUCCAUCCUCUCUAAGGACCUAUCGGCGGUCACUUCAAUCUCUGGAGUAGUUAGUUCACCGUCUACAAGCGUGACCAUUAGUGGGAGUGAAAGUAGUGCCCCUAGAUCAGGAAUCUUGGAUUCAAAGAUGAGCGUGGUGUUAAAAAUGGUGGUGAUAAUAGUUACUGUUUAUUGGGUUG